Messenger RNA from Closterium sp. NIES-67, 2469 nucleotides. The record is from the annotation of a GenBank genome assembly. Lineage: Eukaryota; Viridiplantae; Streptophyta; Zygnematophyceae; Desmidiales; Closteriaceae.
UCCUUCGCGCCUCCAGCCCCACCCGUGCCGUCUCUGGGUCUCUCCAUUCCGCCAGGCUGCUCGCCUUGUGCCGAGAACAUGGUUGCGCGGAUGGCAUCGAAUGGGAGUCAUGGGGUAGUGUGCACGUGCGUGCAGGCAGUGGUGGUGGAGCUUCGGCUGUCAAUGGAGUUCCGCCGAUUCAGCUCUGCAUUCAAACAGAGUCUUCAAAUGCAGCUCGCUCGCUCCUUCGCCGUCAACACAUCUCAAGUCCUCAUACCCUCCAUCCGUCCCGGCAGUGUCAUCGUUCUUGCCGCCGUGCUGCCUCCUGCCCCCACCGCGCUCUUCCCCCAUGCCACCCUCGACCAAUUCUCCACCAUCCUGGAAGCCGCGCUUGCACAGUCCGCCAAUGUUUCAAGUGGCACGGCUGGUGGUGAUGGAGGGGCGAGCCAAGGGGCGAGCAGAGCUGAGCCUUUGGGGCUUCGAGGGUUUGGAAGGGUUGAGGUGCUGGGGUACUGGAUCCCUGGAGACAACCGUCCUGCACCAGGGACAAGCAAUGGCACCAACGAGCAGCCUGCUAGCAACAGCAAGAACAAGACCAUCGCCAUAGCGGUGGGCGUGGGAGUGCCUGUACUGCUCCUCCUGCUUCUCGGCAUAGCAUUGUGCCUGCUCCUGCGCAGCAGUUUCUCCUGCCACAAUCCCCUCUGGUCUCUCCUUCGCUGCUGCGGGGCUGGCAGAACUCACAAGGGCGGGGCUGACUCGUCCUGCUGCGGAUUAUGGCGUAUGGGGUGCGGCAGCAGUUGGUGGGAAGGUUCCUGCUGGGGGGGGUGGGGAGGGAGAGUGGGGCAUUUUGCAGAGGGAGAGAAGGGGAAGGAGAAAGACGAAACGGUGGGCGGCCGAAAAGGGAUGGUGAACGGCAAGUCAUUCACAGCUGAAGCACCGACAUACUUCUGGGAGCUUAAGCUGCGGCACCAUCACAAGGACCAUCACACGCCAGUGCCCCCUCAGGACCCCUGCGCACUCAGCAGCAGGGCAGCAGGGGAGUCUUCUGUGCGAGAGUUCUCUCUGCAGGAGCUGUGGGCCGCCACGGAUGGCUUUGCUCUGAGCGCGCGCAUUCAGGAGGGGCCGUUUGGGCCGCUCUACAGUGGCAGGCUGGCAGAUGGCUCACCAGUGGCAGUGGCUCGUCUGGACCCCUCUCCCCAGGGAGGGUGGUCAGAGGAGCAGGUGCGGCAGGCAGCGCUUCAGCUGGCCCCUCUGCUGCACGGCAAUCUGGUUCCUCUGCGCGGGUUCUCUGUGGAGGGCGGCGAGAGGCUUCUGGUGCUGGACGACUUCUGCUGGCGCGCUGGUCACCUGGGCACUCUUGCCUGCGCCCUGCACCAUGCAGCCUCCUCCUCUUGCUCCUCCUCUGCUCUGCAUGGGAGAGCUGGCGAUGCUGCUGAUGGUGGUGGUGGAAGCGAGAUUGGCAGCAGUGGCAGCACGUGCUUCUUGAGCUGGGAUGCGAGGGUGGAGAUUGCGAUUGGCUGCGCGCAUGCUCUCAGGUACCUGCACGACGAUUGCUGUCCGCCCGUUGUGCAUGGUGCCAUCUCCUCCUCGCUCAUCUUCCUGGACGCCCACUCCCUGCCGCACAUCGCCCAUGCCGGCCUCGCUCCGCUGCACGGCGCCACUGUUGCCAGCUACGCUCAUACGGACCAGCUGGUGGGAGCGUUUGCCUACAGCGCACCGGAGCAUGCGAUGACGGGCGUGUUCACACCUGCCAGUGACGUGUACAGCUUCGGAGUGGUGCUGCUGGAGCUGCUCACAGGCCGCAAGCCUGUCGACCCCUCAAAGCCCAAGUCGCAGUCGUCUCUUGUGCGCUGGGCUGCUCCGCGCCUUGCGUCUGCCUCUGGUCUCUCUUCCCUCAUGGACGCAUGCAUGCCUGGCCACCCUCCAUCGUCCACCGCUCUCUUGCACUUCGCCAAGCUUGCCUCUCACUGCAUUCAGCCUGAGCCCAAGUUCAGGCCCACUAUGGCACGGGUGAUUGCUGAGAUCUGUGGCAGUGUGCACACUGCUGUGCGCUCCGCUCCCCCCCUGCCCUCCUUGCCCCCCAACCGCUCUGCUCGCGGUGUUUCAAGGACUGGGAGAAGAGCUGGUGGUCGGGAGGAGAGGAGAGCGUCGUCAGCAGGGAGGGAGGACGAUGGGGAGGAUGGCACGAUGACUCGUGCAUCCACGCUCAACUCAAUACAGUACUGAUAGCCUCGGUGUAAUGCUAAUUCUGGUAGCAUCUUGCACUAAACAAACUGCAGUACCUGUAAUAUCUCAUCGCAUGCUCACUCACCAAGCAUUACAGGGUAUAUAGUGCUGAGAAUGCACCCUAGCAGAGCUGUGCCAGCUUAGCAUGGGCAUGCCAUGCUAGCCCCAUGCACAAACGAGUGAUGUGUGGCCCUUGGCUUCGGUGGAAGCAGUUUGUCAUAACUAUGUCACUAACCACUGAGUUAAAGUGGCUUGUUAAUAGCG